Molecule: messenger RNA, 2496 nt
Organism: Entamoeba invadens IP1
Lineage: Eukaryota; Evosea; Mastigamoebida; Endamoebidae
Product: axoneme-associated protein mst101, putative
Exons: 1
Coding region: 1-2496 (831 amino acids)
Source: RefSeq, a predicted model, not a curated record
AUGAGAAUAGUGUUGGCGCUGUUACUUUUUACGAGUGCACUUGCAGCUCAAUCCACUCACUUUUACGUUCUGAAAUAUUACGAGACAGAGAACAAUCUUUCUCUUUUGGAGACUGAAAUGAAGAGACUCGAAGAUAUCGAAAGACAUUGGCAUGACGUCAUUGACCAUUUGAAUCUUGACGCUACUGUUGCUGUUGGGGCUGAUAUUCCAAAGAUCAAAGCAAAAAUUGUGAAGGUCGAGUCACAACUCAAUACCCUUGUGAGGAGAAAGGCUAAAAUUUUAUCAACUAUGAAGGUCUAUUUGGAGAGCGUUCCUGUCGAUGUCAGAAAUAACAUCGUUGCUAAUUUGAAACUCGAUAGAAGAUUCACAAAUGCCGAUCAGGCCCUUGACGCUGUUAAAAACGUUCAACAAGCCGUUGCUUCGACGUCCACUGCUACUUCAACCACCGAUAAAAAGGCGAAAAAAUCAGCAAAAGAGGCUAAAAAGGCUGCUAAAGCCGCGAUUAAAGCUGUAAAGAAGGAAGAAAAGAAUCUUAAGAAGGAGGCUGCUGAAGCAAAAGCCGCAGAAAAGAAAGCAAUUGAGGAGGUCAAGAAACUUAUUUUGAAGGCAAAGGCCCAAACUAAGAAGGCUGUUAAGAAAGCCGAGAAAAAGGCCCAAAAAGCCGCCGCCAAGGCUAAGAAGGAAGCAGCUAAAGUCGUAAAGGCUGCUAAGAAGGAAGCUAAGACUUUAGCUAAAGAAUCUAAACAAGCUGCCAAAGACGCAAAGGCUGAGGUCAAGAAGCAAAAGGACAAGAUCAAGAAGGACAACAAGAAGGUAGAGAAGAAGAUGAAACAAGUCAAGAAGGACAUGAAGGCUGAGAACAAGAAGAGCAUCAAGAAGGCUGCAUCCAAGGCCAAGACUGUUGCCAAGAAACAAGCUGGAAAGGCUGAGAAGAAGAUGGCGAAGGAUGUCAAGAAGGCUGAGAAGAAAUUGAAGGCAUCAGAAAAGAAGACUGCCAAAGACUUGAAGGCAAAGGUCAAAUCUGCAGAGAAGAAAUCUGCUGAAGCCAAGAAAUCUGCUAAGAAAUCAGGAAAGAAGGCAGAGAAGUCCGCGAAGAAGGCAGCUAAAGAUGCCAAGAAGGAUAUGAAGAAACAAGAAAAGAAGGCAGAAAAGGUUGCCAAAUCAGCAAAGAAGGCAGCUAAAAGUGCAGCGAAGGAUGCCAAGAAGCAAGUGAAGAAAGCAGAGAAGAAGGUUUCUUCAACUAAGAAGGGACUUAAGAAACAACUCAAGAAGACAGAGAAGGCGACUAAGAAGGUCAAAGAAGCAGAGAAGAAACAAAAGAGCCAAUUGAAGAAGAUGAAGAAAGACGUCAAGAAGGGUAAGAAAUCAGCAAAGGAUCUUAAGAAGUUGAAAUCAACAGUCAAAUCGACAAAGAAGGCAGAAAAGAAAUUGGAGAAGAAGGAAAAACAACUGAAGAAAGACUUGAAGAAGAAGAUUGCUAAGAACGCAACAAAGGCAAAGAAAGAAGCCAAAAAACAAGCAAAGAAGGCAGCAGGAAAGGCGGAAAAGAAGGCCGAGAAGAAAUCAAUCAAGGCAGCUAAGAAAUACACAAAGAAGCAGACCAAGAAAGUUGAGAAAAAGGAGGAAAAGAAGAUCAAAAAGGCACAGAAGAAGUUGAACAAGAAGGUCAAGAAGGUCCAAAAACAAGAAAAGAAGGACAAGAAGAAACUCGAGAAGAAAGAAAAGAAGAACGCAGAAAAGGCUAAGAAGGCAACACAAAAGGCACUCACAAAAGCAAAGAAGGAGGCCAAGAAACAAGCAAAGAAGGCAGAGAAGAAAUUGAAAAAGAACAUCAAAAAGACUGUUAAAGUUGUGAAGACUUCAACCAAGAAAGUAACUAAGAAGAAUACUCAGAAAAAGAUUAAGAAGAGUGCGAAGAAAAUGAACAAGAAGAUGAACAAGAAAUUCAACAAAAAGUUGACAGCCAAGUUUGGAAAGAAGAAUGCUAAGAAGGCCCUUGCCAACAUCAAGAGAGCUGAAAAGAAAGCUCUUAAACAAGCCAAGAAACAAGGACUUAAUAAGAAACAGACAAAGGCUCUUGUAAAGAAGGCAGCUAAGGCUCAAUAUAAAAAGAUGAAGAAAGAUCUUAAAAAGAAUGUUGCACCAAAAGCCAAGGUUACAAAGCGCAGUUCAUCAUCAAAACAACAGGUCAAACUCGCAAAACGUGGUCUUAAGGCUCAAAAACAAAACUUGAAGCAAAACAAGAAAGAGUUAAAAGAAAUGAAAAACGCAAUGAGAACUGAAAAGAAUAAAUUGGCCGCUUUGCAAAGAAAGGCUUCCCACGCUCAUGGAAACAAGAAGGCUCAACUUAUGAAAAAAAUUCAGAAACAGCAGGGUGUCGUCCGUUCUGCUAAGAAAGAAGUUAAAGAAUUGAAACGUACUGUAAAGACUGAAAAGAAACAAGUCAAACAAGCUAAAAUGCAAGUUAAACAGGCCAAGAAGGUUGCGAAGAAAUAA